This is a messenger RNA of Candidula unifasciata, 1950 nucleotides long. Lineage: Eukaryota; Metazoa; Mollusca; Gastropoda; Stylommatophora; Geomitridae. The record is from the annotation of a GenBank genome assembly.
AUGAACCCAUACAAACGAGAAGUUCGGAUACUACUUGUUGGAGACGAAAAAGUCGGGAAAACCUCCCUAAUUUUGUCGCUUGUCAGCGAGGAGUUUGCUGAAGAGGUCCCUGCUAGAGCAGAAGAAAUCACAAUUCCAGCAGACGUUACCCCUGAACAUGUCCCAACCUGCAUCGUUGACUACUCAGGUCAAGACCAAGAUGAAAAUGCUCUACAAGAAGAGAUUCGCAAGGCCAGCGUGGUCUGUAUAGUAUACUCUGUGAUAGAUGAAGACUCCAUACAAAGGCUAACCACUUAUUGGCUGCCAUAUAUCCGGUUUACACUGGGUGAAGAUCAUCGAACACCGGUUAUUCUUGUAGGAAACAAAGUUGACAUGACAGAUUUGCAGACUUUAGAAAGUAUACUUCCUAUAAUGAACGACUUUGGGGAAGUGGAAACUUGUGUAGAGUGCUCGGCAAGAACCCUGAAGAAUAUCAGUGAAGUAUUCUAUUAUGCCCAGAAAGCAGUCUUACACCCAACAGCACCUGUGUACAACCCAGAUGAAAAAGAGCUGACACCUUUGGCAAAGAAAGCAUUGACCCGCAUCUUUAGGAUAUGUGACCUGGACAAUGAUAGUUUGCUAAGUGAUGAUGAGAUCAACAUGUUUCAGCUGAAAUGCUUUAAUGCCCCACUCCACCCACAAGCCCUGGAAGACGUGAAAUCUAUUGUGAAGAAAAAUGUUUCAGAUGGGAUCAUUAAAGAUGGCAUCACUCUAAAAGGUUUCCUGUUCCUUCAUACAUUAUUUAUACAGAAAGGUCGGCAUGAAACAACUUGGACGGUGUUACGCAAAUUUGGAUAUGAUGACAAUUUACAGCUUACAUUAGAAUAUGUAUCCCCAAAACUUUCAGUCGGACUUGGAAGUACUACAGAGUUGACAGCACAGGGAUAUCAGUUUCUGGCAAAGCUUUUUGACAAAUAUGAUGAAGAUAGAGAUGGGUGCUUGUCCCCAACAGAGUUACAGAACUUGUUUAGUACCUGCCCAAUCAUGCCAUGGGGUCCAGAUGUCAACAACACAGUGUGCACAAAUGUGCAAGGCUGGGUAACCAUUGAAGGUUACCUGGCACAGUGGACGUUGACAACUUUGCUAGAUGUGAACAGAGCCAUUGAAUUUCUUGCUUACCUCGGAUAUAACUACCUGUAUGAUAACCAACUUUCUGCAAUACAUGUGACACGUGACAAGAAAAUUGACCUGGAGAAACGCCAGACAGCCAGAAAUGUUUUCAGAUGUCAUGUUCUAGGCGCCAAAUCUGUUGGAAAGACGGCUUUCCUGCAAGGCCUACUCCACAGAAACCUGCGCUAUGUCGCCACUCUGAAUCGACAAAAUUUGUCAAAUUUUACCAUCAACACAGUCCAGGUUUAUGGUCAAGAUAAAUAUCUCAUGCUGCACGAAAUUGAUAUGAUGAUGUGUGAAAUGCUGACCCCGACAGAGCUAGACUGUGACGUGGCGUGUUUAAUGUAUGACGUCACAAACCCACACAGUUUUGAAUUUUGUGCCAGGAUGUAUUUGAAACAUUUCAUCGAUUGCAAGAUUCCAACACUUAUAGUUGCAGCGAAAGCAGAGUACCCUGAGGUGAGGCAAGACUAUGAGUUUACACCUGCUCAGUUCUGCAGCCGAUUCAAACUUCCACCCCCUCAGCAUUUUACCUGUAUUGAUAAAGUCAACCAUGACAUCUAUGUUAAACUGGCCACAAUGGCUGCCUACCCCAACCUCAAGCGUCUGGUACACAUGCUGCUAGUUCAUCAGCGCCCACUCUGGCUGGAAGAGAGGAUCAGGCACAUGAAGGGUCUCUUUCAAUCAGGUUCCCAAACAUACGUCCACAUUGGCAUUGGGCUAGCACUUGCUGCAGUGCUCGGGUUUGCAGUCUACAAGAUCUCCACAUCAUCAUCAUCCUCAUCUCCAGUGCGCAGAUGA